AUGCAGUCAGAAUCGUUGCUGGUGCUUUUAGUCAAGAAACAGCAACUUCUACAGCCACUGAAACCCCAACAGCCGCCCACAACACCAACUGCUGGGACCUCGGAAACAGCAACUUCUACACCCACUGAAACCACAACUGCGACGCCCACUGCAACGCCAACUGCUGGGACCUCGGAAACAGCAACUUCUACACCCACUGAAACAACAACAGCAACUGCUGGGACCUCGGAAACAGCAACUUCUACACCCACUGAAACUACAACUGCGACGCCCACUGCAACGCCAACUGCUGGGACCUCGGAAACAGCAACUUCUACACCCACUGAAACUACAAGUGCGACGCCCACUGCGGCAACAACUGCUGAGUCCACGGAAAUAGCAACUUCUACACCCACUGAAAGCACAACCGCGACGUCCACUGCGACAACAACUGCUGGGUCCACGGAAAUAACAACUGAUGGGCCCUCCGAAACGACAAUAUCUGCACCCACUGAAGCGCCAACGACGUCACCAACCGGAACAACAUCAACCUCUACAUCCACUGAAGCACCAACGACGUCACCAACCGACAGUCAAACUGAUGGCACGACUGAGCCAUCUACAGAAGCGCCAUCAUCUGUCGAGCCUCCUGCCAAAGUAUUGCAAUGUUAUACAUGUGACGGAGAUGAUUGUGGUGAAAAAACUGUUAUAAACUGUCCCGAUAGUGAGACAACAACUAGCGAUGCUGCAAAAAUAUCGAAGAGUGUCUCGGAGCUGGCGUCGGAAACUCUGAUACAAAAUUAUCGUGCAGUUUUACGGAAUGAUCGCGCCAAUAUCAAAGGUUACGCCUGUUACAGUGUACAAAUUCCAGCCAACGAUAGCGCAAAAUUACAACUCGGCUGUAUUGCCAUUCCCUAUGGCCAAAGCGCAUGUGAAGCGGUGAGAAGCGAACUGAACAUUGCAACGGAUGUCAGCGACGAUUGUGUGGCGUGUCAGACGGACUUGUGCAAUAGUUGUGCGCUGGCGCAAAUAUCUAUGUUCACACUUUUGUGCGUGACAUUAGUGAAGUUCAUCCUUUAAGUUGUAACGGUGAACAAAUAACAGUGUACGAAUUAACUUAAUUUUGCAUCUACGUAUUUAUGUAAACAAUUUUUUUAAAAAUGCUGAAGAUGAAACACACCAUAUACUAGCAUAUAAUAGUAGUUAGGUGGAAACAAACACCAUUUAUGUACAUACAUAUGUAUUGUUUAUACAAAGAUUUUUUUAAACUAAUAUUAACAAUAUUUAUUUUUGUUUAUAAUAAAAAAAAAUUAAAGCAAAUCAUAUUUAGUACAAAUA
Messenger RNA from Ceratitis capitata (Mediterranean fruit fly), 1317 nucleotides. RefSeq names its product cell wall protein DAN4 (gene Mur29B). The record is from RefSeq and is a predicted model, not a curated record. The coding region runs from base 1 to 1059 and encodes 352 amino acids. The transcript is spliced from 5 exons. Lineage: Eukaryota; Metazoa; Arthropoda; Insecta; Diptera; Tephritidae.